UGAGCGCGCUGGUGGGAAGCAUGUGGGCUUGUUUCAAGCAGCUGGGUCGGGCAGCCUUUGCUGCACUUCCACCGCGGACGGCAGUAAGGGCGAGCGGCGAUGGGCGAGGGCUGAGCCUGCUGGCUUGGAGCCGGCGGCAGAGCUUCGGGCGGCGGCUGGAACGGGCGGCAGGCGAUGGUCCGCUCUGCAGUUCUGGCUAUCUAGAAACAGAAAGAUUGAUUGUUUGCCAUUUUUGCAGUGCUGAAGAUCACAAUGUCUCCUACAGAGAACUGAGGGACUUGCUGGAAUCUAAGGCCAUUUUGCUUAUUGAUGUUAGAGAGAGAUGGGAAAUUAAUGAGUAUGGAAAAAUCCCUGGAUCCGUCAACAUUCCAUUGGGUGAGGUUGUGGAAGCUUUACAAAUGGACUCAGUUCAUUUUAAAGAAAAAUACAAUCAAGACAUGCCUUCUAAAUCAGACCAUAUAGUCUUUUCGUGUCUGGCAGGAGUGAGAAGCAAGCAAGCUUUAGCCACUGCAAAGUCUUUUGGUUUCUGCAGAGCUCAGCAGUAUGGAGGUGGCUUUCAAGAAUGGGCAGAACAUGAAUCUUCAGUGAAAAAAUGACUUCUAGAAUAAUUAUUCACCAUCUUGCAACUAUACAGGUUAUGGCUAACACCCUUAUCUUAAAGAUCUAUACACAUUCGUAACCUUGGAAUGUCUUAGACAGUAAGAAAGAAUUGAGGCCUGUUUCCAGUAUUCACCCUGACUUUUCAACUUUAUGGAAAUCUUUACAAAGAUGCAAAAGUUUGAAAAUGCACUCUUAAAUAAAAUGUUCUAUUGUAACUUAAGAAAUUUGCAAUCAUAAUUUGUUUUAAGAACUGAAUGGAUUUUGACUUGAAACACAUUGGAUUAGAAUGAUGUUUCAUCAUUCUCAUUUCUGCUUUUCUCACUGAUUUCAGUGAGGCUACUCUAAAAUUGUCUGCAUCAAACCAUUGGAAGUAAAUUGUAUGUAGGAAAUCUUUAAUCACAAUCUCAGAUUUUUUUAAAUUAUAAAGCUAGUAAUGAUAGGCCAGAAAGAAAAUAUGUUGCUUAAAGCAUUAGCUACACAUGAAUGGAACUCAGAUAUUUAGCGACUGUGCCCUGAGUUUCCUUUUCUUGCUUGAGUUUUUGUAUUAAACAAUCGUAGAAAUUUUUAUUGGCACAUGCUUUUCUCCAAGCAGGGAUCAAAUCAGAAAUUUUAUAUACUAAUGCAGAUUCCAUCAGAGUUACUAAUGCUUAUCAGCUACCAUUAAACAGAAGCAGCAUCUCCUUCUAGUUAGGUAUCUUCAUUGGUCUUUUGAGUUUCACUUUAUACCCACACACCCUUCUCUCUACCUGAUUUAUGUAAUACCAUAAAUACAGUGUUUAUUUUUAAUUAUGGAAUUAAAAAAAUAUAGUCAAAACUGUCAA
Varanus komodoensis (Komodo dragon) is the source of this 1421-nucleotide messenger RNA. It is a transcript of the gene TSTD3, whose product is annotated as thiosulfate sulfurtransferase like domain containing 3. Gene Ontology annotation, cellular component: mitochondrion. Gene Ontology annotation, molecular function: thiosulfate-cyanide sulfurtransferase activity. The transcript has 4 exons. Lineage: Eukaryota; Metazoa; Chordata; Lepidosauria; Squamata; Varanidae. The record is from RefSeq and is a predicted model, not a curated record. The coding region runs from base 21 to 596 and encodes 191 amino acids.